AUGAAACAACGCCGUGAACAGAGUGUUCAACACGACGUUCUAUCAUCUGAUUCAAGCCGGAUACUAGCCAGCGGCGCCGUGAGAGAAGACAAGACGGGGGAAGAAGAAAUGAGCGGCGGAGGGAACAAUGCCGUGAACAGAGUGUUCUACGCGACUAGGUCUGGGACUUUACUCCAGCGCUUUCGUCUUCAAUUUCAUCAAUCGUUGCAAUCGCCUCACUUCAUAAAAUCACAUUGCUCCUCGUCGGAGAUGGCGUUUUUGCUCAACAACACCUCGAUUUCUUCUCACCUCCGAUCUUCUUCCCAGAAGACGGACGGUGCCUUUGCUCAACCCCGUCGUGGUUUCCAUGUCGAGCUAGGAGCUCGCGAGAAAGCUCUAUUGGCUGAGGAUGGUGCUUUGAGGAGAUUCAAGUCGCAUAAGAAAGGAGUGCACCGAUUGAAAAAGAUUGGAGAUGUGCUCACUGUUGUCGUUGUUGCUGGAUGCUGCUAUGAGAUCUAUGCGAGAGCAGUGAUGAGAAAGGAAGCUUAA
Molecule: messenger RNA, 528 nt
Organism: Thlaspi arvense
Lineage: Eukaryota; Viridiplantae; Streptophyta; Magnoliopsida; Brassicales; Brassicaceae
Source: the annotation of a GenBank genome assembly